Metarhizium brunneum ARSEF 3297 is the source of this 1818-nucleotide messenger RNA. NCBI's taxonomy places the organism in Eukaryota, Fungi, Ascomycota, Sordariomycetes, Hypocreales, Clavicipitaceae. The record is from RefSeq and is a predicted model, not a curated record.
AUGCCUAGCUUCUUCCAGUUCACACAAGGCACAGAGUCUCGCGUCCGACCAAACGACACAUCGCCCUUGCUAGGACGAUUCCGAGCCGUGCCUCCUCGCCCGGGCCAGACGCAGCGGCGAUCUAGCCAGCUUGGGCUGCUAUCGGAUCGAACAUCAGGACUAAGCGAUGGGAGAGGCAGUGUUCACGUUGGCUACGGCGCCCUGGUGGCUGCACAGCUCGCCGGUGAGGCUGAUGACGAUGCCGCCAUAGACGACGACGACGACUAUGAUGACGACCUUUCCAUGUGGCAGAAGGUUUGGCAACGCUGGAUCAUGGACUUGUGGGUGAACCCGAGGCAGACUGCCGUCAAGAGGACCGUUGAUAGGUGGUGGAGCAGGUAUGGCCUUUUGGUGGUUUUGCCCACUGCCUUGGCCAUCGGAUGGUGUGCCAUACCCUUCCCCCAAUACCCUCUACCCGAAGACGACAAUCGCAGCUCCCCUGGGGAUGUCGCCCGCAAGCCCCCCAGUCACGGUUCUGCUGAAGUCCAAGUCAACUUUUGGUUUUUCCUCUUUGUCUACUACGGAUUCUACAACAUCACUGCGCUGAUAUGGAUCACCAAGGUCUUCAACCUGUACAGUCUCAACUGGUGGCCCAAGUCGCUGGGCUUCCCCGUGACUGUCUCUCUCAUCGCCAUCCUGUCCAUUGCCGUCCCGAUUCCCAUUUACUACAUACCCGAAACUCGCUGGCUUACCGUCCACAACACGUCGUGGAUCUCAUGGACCUUCAUCAUCAUGGCGACCCCUGUAGCAAUCGCCUUUCUCAUACUCAUGACCAAUGAGAGACACAUUGGUCUGCGACACUCGUUAUCCGAGACGCAACGCAUCUUUACAUCAUCAUGGUGGACUGGUGACCCAGACACGCUGCCUCCGAGGCGAGAUCGACGCUGGCGCAACAACAUUGCCCCGGAGUCUUUGGAGCCGGACAUGUUGUACGUGAACCCGCCAUUGCGUUCUCAACGAGUAGCCAUGAGACGAAGGUGGUUGCCAGCGAGCUUUGUGAGGUUCCUCUGGUUCUGCGUCGCAUUGUUUGUCGGCUUCAUGGUGUAUGUUAUCGGAGAGGCAUAUGCCGAGUUGUAUGUGCAGACCUUGCCGCACAACAAUCUGGAGACGGUCGUCUAUGUCUAUGGUUGGGUCGCCACCGUGCAUCUUCUGGACGCCUUGACGGGUUGGGUGCUGGGUAUCCGCGAGGGCGAGCGAGUCGGGAGCUACCCGCUGAGUUGGGUCUUUAAGCUCUACUUCAUGCUGACCUACCAGACCUACGUCCGUGCCCUAUACGCCCGACUUCGCUCUCCGGGACAGUUCAUCAGUCUCCAAAUCCUCUCGUCCACAUCCCUCGUUGUCAUCACCCCCAUCAUGAUGACUCGGUUUGUUCACCGCAUCCUGACCGUCCUCGGCCUCAAUGGCCUCAGCUACGGGUCUUACCAAAAGCUCCAGACUCGCAAUGUCUUUAUUCGAUUCCUCGCCGAAAACACGUCCAUGGCCACCUUUUUGGGCAGCGUCGCUGUCCUGCACUACGGCGCCAAUAAAGCCGUAUACCCGUUUUUCGCGUUUGAAAACUUCAACCUCACCGUUUCUGCGUCCUCGAUUACCUGGGCGUGCGAGCUGAUUGCCAGUCUUGCGGUACGGCUGCUCAUUAGGCUCUGCUUCAAGGUGGACGUUGGGCUGGAGGGCAAGUUGGAUUUCACGGUGUGGCCAGAACUCCUGCCGACUUGUGUGGCUGUGAUACUGCAUGUUUUGCAGAACAUGCUGUUUUCUAUAAUACGGCUCCAGUUCCGUUGA